CUUACAUCUUUCCCAAUUAUUGAAAUACACACUGCCAUAGUCAACACCAACUCAACUAUCCACGACUCGGCGAGAAAAUUAAUGAUACUAUAACCAUAUUGCCAGACCUUCCCUAAGGCAUUGCACUUGCAAAGAAUAAUCUAAACGCAGGGAGGCCAUCAUUAUAUGAAUCAGUAACAUAUACUCGUAUGAUGAUUUCUAAGAAUCAAUAAUCAUUUGUAAAUCGGAUAAUAAUUUUUUUAUAUUAAAUCGAAAUACCGCAGAUUAUUUGUCUAUAAAAAAUUUCCUAUUUAUGUAAAUGGUUUUUCCCAUAUUGCAUACGCAAGUCUAAAAAGAAGCAUCACUGUAUGCGAAAACAACAACCAUAAUCAGAUGUUUAUUGUGCACUUGUCGAUCGUGAUUUAUUUCGGGUAUACAAUUCAACAAAGAAGCAAAUUAAUUAUAAACAAAUUACAAACGAAUAAACUGGCAAUAUAGGAUAUGCACAAAGUUCCCCAAUACUUGACCAUUCGCGCAAGUUUCCACAUCAAGUAAAUUCACAAUAAUGGCAUUGGAGCCGCUUGGUGCUCAACGAGAACUUUGGAAUCCAGGACAAGAGUCUUUCGUACUCUUUCGCAACAGAACGAAACGCACUAUAAAUCUAUACUGGAGUCUUAGGGGUAACAGAAAUUAUCAUGUAACAUUGGGCCCAGGCGACAGUAGUAAAACUAACACAUUCACAAACCAUGCUUGGAUAUUUUGUGAUAAGGACACCGAUGAAAUGAUGUGUGUGGAACAACGUAAAAUAUUUUGGCCACAAACUUAUCGAAUGCGUGACCCAAGAAAUCCUUCACGUAUUAUACCAUGUCGGAAAGAGAUUAAUAUACAUUUCACAUUGCGUACGUUACGAGAAAAUUGCAUCUGGCAGCUUGUAACAAAACUGCAUGCCAUACCGCACCAAGUAGCGAUGAGUACCAUUGACGAUGUUUUGCUACUACCCAAAGUUUUGAAAAACGAAUUGAGAAUGCAUUUCCUACGCAAGGAGUAUCCCACCAUUGUCACAAUGAAAAUGUUCAACAGUAUACUAGAACGAGAAAAACUAAGAAAAAUUAAUAGUAAAGACUAGGGGGGGAGGGGCGAACAGGAAUGGUUGUUGCAAUUAAGGGGUCACAUGGGUUUCGUUGGUUGAAAAAAUCUAUUUUUUUUUUUUUUUUUGCUUAUUAAUUUCUACAUCAUCUCAGGAAUAUUAUCCUAAAUUUUCAAGUUGAUCCGAAUAAUAAAUUCGGAGAUACAGCCUUUGGGAGGUGUGCGCUCCAAGCCAUUUUUAUCGUUACUCAAAACUUUGAACGCGUUUUUCUCGGAACUGUGUUUUCAAAGUCGGUUGUCAAAUGUUCUCGAAAACUACUCAAGCGAUCUUGAUGAAAUUUUACACAAGUGUUUGAAAUAUAGGGUUUUUCAGUAAGAGCGCUUCAACUUUUGAACUUUUUUGAAUAAAACACAAACGGUUUGACUUUUUUAACUAAUUUUUUUUUAUUAUCGAGUUUGAACAUAUACAUUUAAGUAUGAAAUUCGAUUUCUUUUGCAUGACCACCGCGUGCACGUUUUACGAAGUCCAAUCGUUGUACCCAAUUUUCGACCACUCUUUUGCAUAAAUCGGCCGAAAUUCCAGCAAUUUCGCGUUCAAUAUUGGCUCUGAGCUCACAAAUCAAUGACUUCACAUAACCCCAAAACGGGACGGCUUGUUAAAUGGACCGUAAAAUGGCCGUAAUGCUAUUAAGGGGUUAUACGCAGUUAUGACUUUCAAAAAAAUCGAUUUUUUUAUUGCAUUUUUGUAAUGUACAUAUAUUCAAAAGUAUACGCACGAAAUUUGAAGUAGAUCUAAGCAAUACUUUCGGAGUUAUACCUAAAUAUGUAGAGAUGCCUCGGCACGUUUUAAGGUAGGUAUUGAAACUUUAAACGUGUUUUUUUCAAAACGGCAUUUUUCAAGUCGGUGUACACGAUAUCUCGAAAACGGCUUGUUUGAUCGGUCAACCGUUUUAACUCAAUCUUUAAAGAUAUAUUUUCUAGUAAUUAAUCGUUCCUUUUGUAAAUCUGAUACUUAUUUUCCAUUUUAUAAUCAAUUUACGGCCAAAUUUUAACGUAAAAAUCGAAAUCAUUUCUUUUAAAAGCUGCCAUUUUGUGAAAAUUCACUAUUUUGAUUAGCCGAACGAUUAAUUACUAGAUAAUCUAAUAUAUUAAUAAAAUUUGUUUGGUUUUUUGAUUUCAGAUAAUCCAAUCCUGAGUUACAAUGUACACCGUAAAUCGUCUUUUUUUAAAGGAGGUUCCAGAAAUCGCCUGCAGCGCGCUCUAUAAUCAACAUUUUCAUAAAUAAAAAAUUUUGUUACGUUCUUGAAGGAUGCUUUUAUAACCGCCAAAAAUUUUCAAAUUAAAAUAUUCUGAAGUUUCUUCAGGAUAAAUCCUUGACAACCCGUCUUUUAUUUGCUUCAUAACUGCGUAUAAGCCCUUAAAGUAGCAGAACAGAACGAUUAUCCGAAAAAAGUUGAAGCGCACCUAUUGAAAAACCCCAUACAAUUUACUCGUGCUUGAACGAAGGAUUUUUUUUUUUUCAAUUACAACUAUUUAAAAAAAAACAAAAUGUCAAGCAAAUUUUACCGAAAUUUUCAUUUUUUUUGGAAAAAUGUCUGCCAGAAUUCCAAUUUUUACUUUUUUUUCUUUCCUUCGUUCAAGCACGAGUUUAUAGUCUUAACUAAAGCACUUAUUUUUGCUUUUUCAUUUUUGAUGAGCCUGGAGUUAUGCUGACAACGCGGACGCACCUUUUUUUCGAGGGGUCACCGAAAAUGACGUCACAAUGGAGGAGUUUUAAUUUUUUUUUGAAAAUUUCAGAAAUUAUUCUUUAAAUAUAUUUAUCUAUAAGAAAGAAAAAAGUUUGAAUUAAAUAAAUAAUUUUUUACAUAGAAAAAAAAAAUAUUGAAA
Messenger RNA from Anastrepha ludens (Mexican fruit fly), 2952 nucleotides. RefSeq names its product protein Vhl (gene Vhl). The transcript is spliced from 2 exons. Lineage: Eukaryota; Metazoa; Arthropoda; Insecta; Diptera; Tephritidae. The record is from RefSeq and is a predicted model, not a curated record. Bases 545 to 1105 code for a protein of 186 amino acids.